AUGGCGACAGUCACUGGAAGCUGCGACGAUGAAGUUGUUAUGUCAGAAAUCCAGUCGAAUCCGAAGACACCUCCAGGUAAUCUUAACAGUGAUACAAUCGAACAAAUUUCGAAAGCUGUACAGGAUCAACUUUCGGCUAUAUUGCCGAGUAUGAUUCAAGAAAUCAGCAAGUUAACUCCUCGUACUGAAGGAGCACACAUGUUGGCACAAACUCCCCGGUUAGCCGCCGGGUCAACACAAGGCUUACGAAAGCGUCCGUCGCACUCCCGGUUAGCCGCCGGGUCAACACAAGGCUUAAAUGAACAAACUGAACAAGUUUCAGACGAGAACGAGGACGUACAAGAGAUUAAUGCGGAGGAAUUUGAACCUCCUGCAAAGAAGGCCAACCUGUCUGAAUCCACGGAAUUUAGUGACCUAAACGAAGAUAGUCCUGGAUGCUGGGAAGCUUCAGAAGAACUCUCUAGUCUUCUUAAUGUUUUAUUCAUUGACAAAACGCUUUCUACAUACGAACGAAAGCAGAUAACUAAAGAAUUCCCGCGUCCAAAUAUCGAGGCAGUAUACACACCAGUUCUCGAUAAUUAUUUGAGCUCACUGAUUGCUGGAGCGAAAGGUGUAGACAAAGAGCCUAAAAGGCUCCAAGAUCAAAUUUUAGAUGUGGUUGGGCCAUUAUCGAUGGUCUUUGAGCAUGUAUCAGGAUGGCAAUCAAGCCAAGACAGUGCCGAGACAAUCACUGUACCUUCGAACAAUAUUAAUGGCCUCUAUGCAUGCCUGACAAAAGCCCUGUGUUUAUUGGGAAGUAUUAACAAUCAGUUAACAGUUCAGCGAAGAAAACAAAUUUUGGAUAAACUUAAUCCAAAGUUAAAUUCACUUGCCACUGAGCCAUUUCCAGAUGCCGGCAAGAUGUUGUUUGGUGAAUCCUUUGAAGAAAAGAUUAAACAAAGGAAUGAAACAGCUCGGAUUAUUUCAGCAGCAACUGCAAAGAAACCAGCAAAUCAGUUUUUUCGCAGAGGGGCCCCCUCCAGUUACCGCCCAUGGCGUGGGGGCCAGGAACGGGGCAGAUGGAAUUACCAAGCCAGAGGGAGGUACUCCUUUCGAACCCGUGGCCGGGGGAGAGGCAGAUUUCCAAACCCUCAAUUCCAAACAUCCCAGUCACAACAAAGCCAGCAGUGAUUGCUCAAAGUGGUCAAAUAACAGGUAUAUUAAAAAACGAAACAAACUUAACACAUUUCCCCCAAAUAAAUGCAUUGUGGGAAAAGUUCGGGCUGCGUCAUGUAAGCUCAAACCAGUUGCCACUAGCAGGUCGUUUAAAAUAUUUUGUAAAAAAUUGGGAAUUAGUGACAAACGACCCCUGGGUACUCCAGGCUGUGUCGGGGUACCAAAUUUGUUUUUCAAAUCUGCCAUUCCAGAAAACUAUUCCGGCAAUGAUGGUGUCAGUAGAGGACCAAGAGGUCAUAAACAAAGAGGUGGAAGAAUUGAUAGAAAAACAAGCAAUACAAUAUGUUCCACCACAACAACACAGCACAGGUUUUUUAAGCACGCUGUUUGUGGUCCCCAAGAAAGGUGGGGGGCACCGGCCAAUUUUCAAUCUCAAACAAUUGAACCACUUUGUUCAGUACGAACAUUUCAAAAUGGAGGGCAUACAUAUGCUGCGAGACCUCCUGCAACCAAACGAUUAUAUGGCAAAAAUCGAUCUAAAAGAUGCCUAUUUUACAAUUCCCAUUUGGAAGGAUCACCAAAAAUUCCUUCGCUUUCUUUGGAAAGAUACCCAAUGGGAAUUUAUGUGCCUGCCUUUCGGAUUGGCCAGUGCCCCACGCGUUUUCACAAAAAUCCUAAAACCAAUAGUUGGUUUGUUAAGAAAACAGGGCAUUCGAUUAAUAAUUUAUCUACACGAUAUAUUAUUGAUGGCAUCAACAGCCGAAACACUGUCACAUCAUGUGACACUUACAGUAGCACUCCUAGAGUUGUUGGGUUUUGUGGUAAACUACCAGAAAUCCCAACUGAAUCCAGUUCAAUCUCUCGAAUUCCUGGGCUUUCAAAUAAAUUCGGUAACAUUUCAAAUCAGUCUUCCCAAAGACAAAGUAAAAAACAUCAAACGCGAAUGUCAGAAAGUCCUAGACCACCAAACAAUAACGGUGAGAGAAUUAGCCAGGUUAUUAGGCAAGUUAAGUGCCUCAAUUCAAGCAGUUUUCCCGGCACCAUUGCAUUAUUGUUACCUCCAAGCUGUCAAAAAACAAAGCUUGGCAAAACGGGGAAGUUACAAGGCUCCAGUGAUUUGGUCGGCGGCAGCCCUCGAGGAGCUGAAAUGGUGGCGAGAUCACCUCGCUGCUUGGAAUGGAAAGGCUCUGUUGAGAGAGCCUCCAACGUUGAUUAUCGAGACAGAUGCAUCAACAACAGGUUGGGGAGCUCGUUGUGGGCAAACACAAACCAGGGGCCGUUGGUCCCAAACAGAGCGCCUGUUACACAUAAAUUGUCUGGAACUCCUUGCAGGGGGGUUCGCUCUCAAAUCAUUUCUAAAGAGCAAAUGCAAUAUCCAUGUUUUGUUGCUCAUGGACAACACGUCAGCCAUAAGUUACAUAAACAAAAUGGGUGGCUCAACAUCGUUAGUCCUAUCCAGCCUCGCCUUCGACCUUUGGCAAUGGUGUCUCGAACGCUCAAUCACAGUCGAGGCACACCAUUUGCCAGGGAGACUGAACACAGUAGCCGACUACGAGUCCCGAGCUGGUCCAGAUUCCAGCGAUUGGCAACUGGAUCCAGUUGUGUUUCAGAAAAUCAACUCCAAAUGGGGUCCAUUUGCAGUAGAUCUUUUUGCAACAAGACUGACAGCACAAUUGCCAAGAUUUGUGAGUUGGAAACCAGAUCCAGUGGCAGAGGCAGUGGAUGCCUUUACACUGGAUUGGAGCCAACUCGCAGGGUAUGUUUUCCCUCCAUUUGCCCUAAUAGGGCGUUGUCUGAGGCAGAUUCAACAACAGUCAGUUCCUCAAAUAACCAUGGUCACACCAGUGUGGGAGACCCAGUCCUGGUAUCCGCUACUGCUGGGAAUGAUAAUAGAAGCCCCAGUGCUACUACCAUCAUUCCCAGGGUUAUUGAGACAAGAAGACAAACUACAUCCUCUUGCUCACCUGCAGUUAGCCGCAUGGCGUGUCUCAGGAGAAAUUUCCAAAGUGCGUCAAUUUCACAGGCAGCUCAAGGACUUCUCUUGGCUGCAUGGAGAGCCCGAACAGAGAAGACUUACUCUUCUGCCUGGCGGAAGUGGACUGGCUGGUGUAGUGAACAACAAGUCAAUCCACUUUCAGCACCUUUAGAGGCCAUAGUGAACUUUAUAGCUAUUCAGUUUGAAUUAGGGCUAGAAUACCGUACACUCAAUGUUUAUCGGUCAGCUAUAUCUGCUACACAUCCACAGAUCCAAGGUUGGAAUGUAGGCGAGCACCCGGUAAUAGUUCAAUUGUUGAAAGGGAUUUUUAAUUCUCGUCCUCCUAUGCCUAGGUAUAUUAAUACUUGGGAUGUGAAUGCAGUCACAAAGUAUUUUGAAAGUUGCAGUGCGAAUGACAAACUAACAUUAAAACAAUUGAGUAAGAAACUAGUUGUGCUGCUAGCACUUACUUCAGCAGAAAGAGGCUCAGAAUUAAUUGCUCAUGAUUUAAGGUUCAGGCGAUUCCAUCCAGAAGGGGUAUCGUUUAACCUUCCGGAGCUUACCAAAGGAGUUCGUACAGGGAAACCACUGAAAAUCUCUUUUCAUGCAAAUUUUCCCACAAAUGAGUUGCUGUGUCCUGUCGCAUGUCUCAAAGAGUAUGAGAAACGAACAAAAAAUUUUCGUCCGAGUGCCAGCAAAGAACCAAAUAAACUGUUUUUAUCAGUAAAUAAACCUCACAAACCUAUAACCUCCUCAACGUUGUCCCAUUGGGUAAAGGAUUGCUUACUAGAAGCAGGAAUAGACAACAAUGUAUUUAAAGCACACUCUACAAGAGGUGCAUCGACGUCUGCAGCAGCUAGAGCUGGUAUUUCUCUUCCUGAAAUAAUCAAAUUGGGAGACUGGACAAAGGAUAGUACCUUCAAGCGAUUCUAUUAUCGUCCGGUAUGGAAUGCUACUGUAGGUCGUUCGAUAUUACACAAUGCUUCAGUAGGAUGA
This is a messenger RNA of Paramuricea clavata, 4126 nucleotides long. The record is from the annotation of a GenBank genome assembly. Lineage: Eukaryota; Metazoa; Cnidaria; Anthozoa; Malacalcyonacea; Plexauridae.